Molecule: messenger RNA, 5595 nt
Organism: Colius striatus (speckled mousebird)
Lineage: Eukaryota; Metazoa; Chordata; Aves; Coliiformes; Coliidae
Gene: CCP110
Product: centriolar coiled-coil protein 110
Exons: 15
Coding region: 94-3366 (1090 amino acids)
Biological process (GO): centriole replication; regulation of cytokinesis; centrosome duplication
Cellular component (GO): centriole
Source: RefSeq, a predicted model, not a curated record
CGAGGCCGGCUGUCCCGGCCGGGCCGGGAUAGGGGAGGAGAGGCUGCGCGGGCGAGGCGGGCGCGGUGAGGCGCCGCCGUGCUGACCUGUCGGAUGGCCAUCAGCGUGUUCUCGGGCGCGUCGUGCGCGCCGCCGCGGUGUGCGAUGCAGGCGGCGGCGCCGCGGGGCUGCAGGACGCGCCGCGCCUUCUCGGCCGGGGCGGGAUCCAGGCUGAAGGCUCGCAGCGCCAGGAACAGUCCGGCUGUCAGCAGGCAGGCCAGCGCCGGGCUGCGGCUUAUUGCCAGCAGCGCGCCCAGCACCGCCGUCAGGGCGCUCAGCAGCUUAGUUAACAUGAAGAUGGAGGACUAUGAAAUAUUCUGUAAGAAGCAUCUUUCCAGAAUCCAAAAUGAAGCAAUAAAAAGAGAAAGCUCUUUCACUCUUCAGCACAAAAACAUCUCCCUCAUUCAAUUCCAUGGAGUUCCCGUGCUUUCCCCUCUGCUUAGCCUUGAGAAGAAAAAAGAAAUACAGCAAUAUAAACAGAAAGCACUGGACCUAGAGACCUGGAGACAGAACUCUCGAAAAAGAGCUUUGUUGAAUCGUGUUCAGGAGAUUCUAGAAAAUGUUCAGAUCAGGAGAGGACCAAGUGUGAGGGAUGUGAAUGCACAGGAGGCUGAGAAUACUUGCCCUGAUUCAGAUUCAAAAGCAUCGACUGACUUCACAGCUCUCCCGGAUGCCAAUUCGUCAUGUUCUCCUGAAAGGCAUAGUUCCACAGAGCCUGAAAAGAUACUAGAACUUAUGCCAUCAGGUACUACUGGGAAGGUGACAUCAAAUGUGACAGAAGUAGUUAAAGCAGCAGAAGAAAGUAUUUCUUCAAAGCAAAGUGAGAGCUGCUUCUCAAAAGACAUCCUGUGUCGAAGGGCUGCGUCUCCUGACAAUGUGCAUAACAGGCUUGCAUCAUGUGCUCUGCAAAAACAAGAGGGAUUAGGGGGGUCGCUGUCAGACGAGGAAGUCCAAGAUCCAUAUGUAAUGAGUCUUCAGAACCUGAUGAAGAAAUCUAGGGAGUACCUAGAGAAAGAGCAAACCAAGCGUAGCUCAAAAAGUACUUCGAAGAGGAGUAUGAGCGAAAGUCAUUCGGAUAAAGAAAAUGAUGGCGCUAAAACAGCUGACUCUGUGAAAGAAAGAGCAAAGCUUACAGGCAGAAGUUGCACUGCUCUGACUCCUGAUAAACCUAGUCUUAAUAAAUCAAAUACCCUUCUCCAGGGUGCCUCUACUCAUGCAAAUAACACAAGCGUGUCCGCUUUGUCCAGUUUUUCUAAAGUGGACAUACCUAUGAGAGUUGGAACACCUCCUUUGGUGGAUUCGGAUUCAGAUGAAGAGUUUAAAAGGACUUGUGUGUUUGACCGUGACAGUAGCAUUGUCAGGAGCCUCACAGGCUCUUACGCCAGGCUGCCGAGCCCGGAGCCAAGCAUGAGCCCUAAAAUGCCCCGGCGGCGCCUGAGACCUCUGUCAAUGGGACACAUCGUGAUCAACAACCCGGUGAACGCCUACGAGUUAAGCCCUAAAGGCAAGGGCAGAGCGAUGGAUUUAAUCAUGCAGGAUAUCGCAGAUAAAAACAACGUAUCUGAAUCAGUGCCAAAGUUCAUGGUAGACUUCACUAUGGUUUGCCCUAGCAGAGUUCCUGGUGUCAACAGGAAUUCUUCGGGCCCUUGUGAUGGGUUGGGGGUUGGCAAACCGAAUCGCCAUUCCUUUGGGCACUUAGAAAGCAAAGGAAUGGUGUCGGCCACAGUGGAAGGACAGGUAGUGAGGGACAGCAGAGGGCCGUACAAGGUAGACGCUAGUCCUAAUGUUGUAGCUCCGAAAUUGAAUGAGCCGUUUGCCAUCAGUCAGUCUACAGUAACACAGAAGCUCCUGCCUGGGAAUGAAACCAAACCAUCUAGUUUGCUGGAAAACAUUAAAUGUAACUCCCCAGUAGAACUCAAUAAAUCUUACGAUGUAGAAAACCCAUCCCCACUCCUAAUGAAGAGCAAGAAUAUGCAGAUGGACACUCCAAGUGUUUCCCCAGCAAAUGGGCAUUUUAUAGAGAGUAGUUUUGAAAAGGUAAAACGUAGACUUGAUUUGGACACUGACAACUGCCAAAAAGAAAUCAGUUCCUGUGUUCUAACAGUUGGAAUGGAAGAACAAGAGAAGCAGUGGCUGCAGGAACAGAAAUAUCCCGUGGGAUCAGUUUACGUGACCAAGAACACAGCCGCUGAUAGUAUGGCAAAAGAAGAUAUUUUAAAAACAAAAAUGUUGGCCUUUGAAGAAAUGAAGAAGAGACUUGAAGAACAGCAUGCACAGCAACUGUCGAUUCUGAUAGCUGAACAAGAGAGAGAACAGGAGAAACUGCAGAAGGAACUAGAAGAGCAGGAGAGAAAGUUGAAAGGAAAGAAGAUUGCUACGACAGAAAUAGAAAUUUCCAAAGUGAAUAUUAACAGUACAAUGGAGCUGGAGUGGAGGAAAAAAAGUGAAAGUGGCUUGCUGGAAAGUGUGCAGUCUCAACUGGAGACAGUCCAUAAUGCAAACUCUACAAGCAUUGGUUUCACACAUACUACACCACAGAACACCUUUGCUUCAAGUGAAACUUCAUUCUUUCUCUGGGGACCAUCAGGUAGUGGCGUUAUAAAAACUUCAGUAUCUAGGCCGAGUAACAGGAUCAAAACCAGGUGGACUCAGGUUUUCAGUCCAGAGAUACAAAUGAAGUUUGAUAAGAUCACUGCUGUGGCAAAAGGGUUUCUCACUCGUAGACUCCUUCAGACAGAGAAACUGAAACAUCUUAAGCAAACUGUAAAAGAUACUAUGGAGUUCAUAAAAAAUUUUCAGUCUGAAACCCCAUUAAAAAGAGAAAGUGUUUCAGCACAAGAUGCAUCUCUUCAUGAAAGAGUAAUGGCUCAGCUGCGAGCAGCUCUGUAUGACAUCCAUGACAUCUUUUUUGCAAUGGAGGCAUCGGAAAGAAUGAACAUUCUGCGUCACGAUCGUGAAGUUCGUAAAGAGAAGAUGCUCAGGCAAAUGGAUAAAGUCAAGAGCCCAAGAGAGAGAGUGACGCUUUCAACAGCCACACAGAAAUCUCUGGACAGGAAAAAGUACAUGAAGGCUUCAGAAAUGGGAAUGCCAAGUAAAAAAAUAAUCAUCAAACAAAAAACUCCUGAAAGCCGUGUGCUUCAACCAAAUCAAGGACAGAAUGCCCCAGUUCAUAGACUACUUUGCAGACAAGGAACCCCUAAGACCUCAGUGAAGGGGGUUGAGCAAACUAGAAGGAAGGCCUCAGAGAACAGAGUGUCUAACAAGGCUGUUUCAGGAGCAUAUGCAGGAAGAACCCAAAGAAAGAAGCCAAAUGUUGUGACAAUUUAAGAAGACAACACUCACUAGGAUAAAAUGGCCAUUUUUUAACGAUGGCAUUCUCAGCAUCGAUUCAAAUACAGCAUCUUCGAUACCUGUAUGUAUGUUUAGAAAUGACGAACAUAGUUUGUCAUUUCCAGAUGAUAACCCAUUCAUACAGUCAUAUUGAAGUGGUAAAGGGCUGUGAAGUUCUAAUACUUGUGGGAAAAUUGCAUGUUAAAACUUAAUAUAUCUUCAUACUACCGUGUACACGCAAGAUUCAUAAUCUUAUUUAUUUAAAGACCACCGUAGGGCAACAUUAAUCAACUUGUAAUUUUCUCAUGCUCCAUAAUUCUUGUCUGAAACAUACCUUUUGCAUUACUUAAAACUGCAAGUUCUGUGUACAGUUGCCAUGCUGUUGUGUGUAGAUAUUUUUAGUUUCAUACUAUAAGGUUAAAGCAGAUAAAAUACUAAUUCAAACAAAACUGAGCUCUUACAUCAGUGAAUAUGUCAGCAGCCUUUUGGAAUGUACUUUUUAUAUGAUGAGAUUACCUCAGUUUAAAUAUUAAUGACCUAAAUGUUUUGCAUUUUUGGUGAGCUGGACAGAUAUAUAUCCAAAUUAACUGCUGGGCAGACAGAUGUACUUUUGGUGACUAUACUGAAAUUGUAUGUUUAUACAUGUAAUAGAUCAAACCACUGGUGCUGGAAGAGUCCUAGGAUUUUUUUUCUCUGCUGCCUACUGUAUUUUUUAAUGAAAACAGUUUUUGACCAAGACAAAGAGAAAUCUGUGUUCUACAAAAGUUUCAGAAGGCAGGAUUUUAAUUGUUUAACCAGUUCAGACUUACAAAUGAUUGUCAAUAGUAACUCAGGUUCUUCUGUUUUGUUGGACAGUCACAGUUUUUCUAAGCAGUUUCUUCUACUGUGAUCUAACAAGCCCUUGUACCAAAAUCAUGACUUUUAGAUUAGAGGUGGAAUCCCUACCAAAUCCCAACAAACACACUCUUGGUGAAAAUGUAACAUUAGAUGAUCAUGCUCAUAUUUUGCCUUGACCUCCAUACUGAUGGAUAUUACCCUUCAACUUGAGGGGAGCAGAAGCCUUUAACUUCUGUCUUUUAAUGAACUCGAGACAUGAUAUUAAGACUGAAAGUCCAGUAGAGAAAAGCUUGGUUUUGAAGUCUUGGCAGUGCUCUCUGCUUUGCUUUGUAACAGUAGCAGAUAACUGACUGCCCCAAUGUGAAAAAAGUUGUUUUAUUGCUUUCCCAGCAUUGAUACAAUGCAACAUCCUAACUUCGGAGGCUCUGUAGAAUAUUGACACAGAUCUAAGGAAAAAGACAGGCUGAAAAUUUCAUUGUGUUAAAUAGCAUGAAGGAAGAACGUUAAUGGUGGGAUGAGAGUAUCUUCUUUGGCAGUGAUGAGUGAAUUGGCUUGCUUGUGGCACUAGUUGUGGCCUUUUUCUGCCACCUUCAGCUAGUGACAUUGUUCAAAACAAAUGUUUUAUACCAUGCAGUAACUUACCGUUUCCCAGUAUGCCAUUUGGGUAAAAAUGCUGCCUAUAAACACUUUGAAGGAGGACACUUCUUGGUGGCUCUUUAUAGCGGUGGUCAUUUGGAAGCUUAAUAAGGCAGCUCCCCUAAUGGUGUAAAUUUGAUUUUACACUAGUGGAGAACCUGCCUCCUUCACACAAAUGCUGUGUCUCUUCAAAAUUCCUGAUGUCAUACAGAAAAUGCCCGAGGCAAGUUUCUGGCUCACCUAGUAGGCAUCAAAACUCUGAUUUGGUUCCCAGCUUCCCUUAGGAGUGGAAAACAUCUCUAGAGAGGAAAAAUCUAUAACGACAAGAGUAACCUGUUACAGGAGACGAAAUGUGCUGUUGAUAUAUCAGUGCUAAAGACUGAUGUUUUUAAAGGAUGUUUUAUGUGCUGUAUUAUUAGCAUAGGCAAUAUGUUGAUGUAAAAAUAGGUUUAGUUUAAAUGUUAGCAGAAAUGAAUCCUUCAGGUUGUGCAUCUAAACCUCUCUUACUUUAAGCAUGCUUCAAGUAUGUGUAACUGAACAUUGUAGCACAAGGUUUUCUUAACUUUCAUGAGGCCUUUCUCUUGACAAGUGCCAGACUUUGGUUUUGUACCUGAUGUUUUGUAUUUAUACAUAUUUAAUUUUACCUUUUUGUUUUGUGUGGAAUUGCACUAUCAUUAUAAAGUGUUAUUUAUUUUUGUACUUUAUUUCGUGUUCAUCACUCUUGCUUUUUACUCAAAACACACUGCACAAUAA